Drosophila miranda is the source of this 2485-nucleotide messenger RNA. It is a transcript of the gene Fer3, whose product is annotated as protein Fer3. The transcript is spliced from 4 exons. Gene Ontology annotation, molecular function: protein dimerization activity; DNA-binding transcription factor activity, RNA polymerase II-specific; RNA polymerase II transcription regulatory region sequence-specific DNA binding. The record is from RefSeq and is a predicted model, not a curated record. Bases 1407 to 2024 code for a protein of 205 amino acids. Gene Ontology annotation, biological process: developmental process; regulation of transcription by RNA polymerase II. NCBI's taxonomy places the organism in Eukaryota, Metazoa, Arthropoda, Insecta, Diptera, Drosophilidae.
AAAGAACAGAAGGUGCAGCAGAGGAGGAAAAGCAACGUGGCAAUGAAUGACAUGAAGCGACAUGAUUUUGUUAAAAGUUGCACCACAUUAGAAGCAUGGCAUACCGAAUUGGAUAAAUACCCGAAACAUAUCAAGUAGACGGUGGGAAAGUUUGUAUAUUAUCGUCUAACCCUACCGGCCAACCAUUGUCGCCCUCAUCGUCGCCGACCGAAGAUAAACUUCACGUUUACUGUUGUGCUGUUCCUAGUUCUCCUCGGAGAAGUCACGUCCGAAUGCUGCAGACCACCUUGCUCAGAUGGAACUUUUGGGAGUCCUUAUUGCGGCGUUGGCAAGUGCAAUAUGUUCGGAUGCAACUGCAAUGGCGGGUGUAGAAGAAGAGGAUCAGACGCUUCUUGUUGCCGCGAACGAAAUGGAAAAUGCGCAGAUGGAACUCGUGGGUCUCCCUAUUGCGGCUAUGGCAAGUGCAAUAUUUUCGGAUGCAGCUGCAAAGGCGGGUGUAGAAAAUGAAGGGUCAGAUAUUUGUCAAAGACGUUAUUUAUUGUAAGAAUAGUUUGUGAAAAUGCAAAAUAGAUUUAUACCUUGGGCCAAGGUUCAUCUUGAACAAAACAAAGUUUUUUAAAUUCCUAGUUUGUUUUUUCCAACAAAUCAAUUUUACGGAUGCACCACAAUAGAAGCAUGGCAUACCGAAUUGGAUAAAUACCCGAAACAUAUCAAGUAGACGGUGGGAAAGUUUGUAUAUUAUCGUCUAACCCUACCGGCCAACUAUUGUCAUCCUCCUCGUAAUUGCUUCGACCGAAGAUGAAUCUUACGACUGUCUUGCUGUCCCUAAUUCUCCCCAGAGAAGUUAAAAUGAAAACCGUAGAGUGUGCGAGCAAAAGCGUUAAAAUAAGAAGGCCACCGUUGAAUCUGUUGCAACCAACCUUUUCUAGUCUGCAAAGAAGAGCUCUAUCUCUUUCUUUCAAGCUAAAUUGGACAUUCUUCUUCUGCCCGAAACUCGACAUGUAGUAUACAUUUACAAAUGCAUGUAUACUCUACAUCUUACAUGUAAACGGAGACAACAACCCUGACUGACAAAGGCUGACUGCCACACCACCCACCCUCGAAGGGAAGGAAACACUACGGCACAAGGAUAUUUUCCUAUUGGAAAACAUCGUAAACACCCCCGGGGCAGCUAGACCAAUCCAAAUGCCGCAAACUGUUGCCAAUCCAAAAUGGCUUCCUCCUCGCAGAUGCUGCGUGUGAAAAAUCCAAUAAGCAGAGCAGAGCAGAGACCCGGACGCGGACCCGGACCCGGGCCGAGCUGAUUUCAGAGGCAGAAAGGACAAUCAGAAGUUAUUGCAACACAGUCUUCCAAGCAGAACAGACCCAAGGUCUUCCAAUUGCAGCAGAUAUCAAAUCGCACAGCCAUGCAGCACCCCCACCCCAGCGAUCAGCCCACUUACAUGCCGGACGUGCCGUUCCAGCCCCUAUGGGGACAGGAGGCGCCUCCACCUCCGCCCAUAGUGCCCUACCAAGAGCUCAUCGCUGGCUUCCCAUGCACCGAAUUGUCACUCUGGCAACGCUCUCAGGUAGCCCCCCUGGUUCCCCAACGUCCCAGCACACAUGGCCGGUCCAACGGAUCCUCCAGCUCCUCCUCCAAGAAGACCCGUCGCCGGGUGGCCUCCAUGGCCCAGAGACGAGCCGCCAAUAUUCGCGAGCGCCGUCGCAUGUUCAACCUGAACGAGGCCUUCGACAAGCUCCGUCGCAAGGUGCCCACCUUCGCCUAUGAAAAGCGUCUCUCCCGCAUAGAGACGCUGCGCCUGGCCAUCACCUACAUCGGAUUCAUGGCCGAGCUGCUCAGUGGCACGCCCUCGAACUCCCACUCACACUCCCACUCCCACUCGAAGUCCCGUUCUGAUGUCUAUCCCGGCAUGAACGGACACCACCAGGCAGCCCCACCUUCGAUGCACCCCCCCCAUCACCUGCACCCAGCGGCGGCAUAUCAUCGAGACUUUGCCUCUCCCUACAGCCACAGCCUGACAUAGGACUCGCAUUGUGGAUAACCGCGGACUAGAAAAUGUAAAGCUUUUGCUUUUGAAAAGAAUACAAGAUGAUUAAGUGCACAUCCACAAUCCUUUUUGUGAGUGAUAACAAAUAAAAUUAGAACACCCCAUCCAAGUGUUUGAUGUUUAAUAGUAAUCGAAUAACAACAAGGAACUACGAUCAAAUGGACUGUAGUCGAGUUUUUAGUAAUCGUCUCAUCAAAAGCCAAUCAACCAGUUGGCUUUCAACCCGAAAUUCGGUUACUUAAAAAUCAAAUAUUGUACACCACCAACAUGUCCAGGAGUACACCUGAUAAUCCCUUUAAAUAGCCAAUAUUAAAGGCUGGCAGUAAGCCUCGCACUUGUUUCGAACAAUUUCAUGCCCUGCCGCGAUGCCACGAUGCCAUGAUUUGCGUGCGAAUCCUUCCAGCUGCUGGGUACACCAGACACCCCCCCCCCCCCCC